Messenger RNA from Telopea speciosissima, 817 nucleotides. Its product is annotated as E3 ubiquitin-protein ligase RNF170-like. The coding region runs from base 96 to 734 and encodes 212 amino acids. NCBI's taxonomy places the organism in Eukaryota, Viridiplantae, Streptophyta, Magnoliopsida, Proteales, Proteaceae. Gene Ontology annotation, molecular function: ubiquitin protein ligase activity. The transcript has 6 exons. The record is from RefSeq and is a predicted model, not a curated record.
AACAUCACAGAGAAGAGAGAGAUUUCUUAUAUUCCCAUAGCUAUUAAGCAGAGGAGUCACAACUCACAACAGUAAGGGAAGAGAUAAAAGAUGAAAUGGAUGGCCCUCCGGAGAACGAUUGCUGUUCCAUCUGUCACGAUAACUUCAACAUUCCUUGCCAAGCCAAUUGCUCUCACUGGUUCUGUGGGAAUUGUAUUCUGCGCGUUUGGCAACAUGGAGCAGCACUUAGUCCAUGUAAAUGCCCCAUAUGUCGUCAUAGUAUAACUUUGUUGAUAACUCGUGAGGCAUCAUUACAGCACCCUCAUGACCCAGAAGUUAGUGAGGUUUUAAAAAGUAUCCGAAGGUACAAUCACUCAUUUGGUGGAGGCACGAAUAGUCUAAUUCAGGCCAUCAAUGGAAGCUUCCCUGUACGGCUCUAUUAUAUGCCAUGUGGCAGACCUGCUAGGACCCACACAGUUUGUGGACAGAGGUUACAAGACCUGCCAUUUUUGCUCUGGAGGUUGUCACGAGCAUUGGCGGAUCCCCAAAGAUCUCUUCCUCUUUUUUCCAGAUUGCGCAUGGUUUUACCAAUGCUAAUGACCUUCAUCUACAUGCUAAGCCCCAUUAACAUUAUCCCAAAAGGGAUCGCGGGAUUUAUAGGUAUAUUGGAUGAAGUCGUCAUAGCUCUCAUCCUUUUCCUACAUGUUGCUGCUAUGUAUCGAUCAGCACGUCUUUCCCGACAUGGAGGUAGUUGAUGAUCAGAUGUCCCAUUAUCAUGCAGUGUUGGAACCAAAGUCAUGAAACAUAAUAGACAUUUCCAAUUGGAUGUUGAGAAAGA